Mobula hypostoma (lesser devil ray) is the source of this 3568-nucleotide messenger RNA. RefSeq names its product phosphatidylinositol glycan anchor biosynthesis, class U (gene pigu). The transcript is spliced from 12 exons. Gene Ontology annotation, biological process: attachment of GPI anchor to protein. The record is from RefSeq and is a predicted model, not a curated record. NCBI's taxonomy places the organism in Eukaryota, Metazoa, Chordata, Chondrichthyes, Myliobatiformes, Myliobatidae. Bases 341 to 1396 code for a protein of 351 amino acids. Gene Ontology annotation, cellular component: GPI-anchor transamidase complex; membrane.
AAAAGAGUCAUUAACGUGAUUAAGGAUCCCACCCAACCUGCUUGUGGACUGUGUGUGCCACUCCCAUCAGGGAGGAGUCUAUGUAGCAUCCACACCUCCUCCCACUAACCCACCUCUCCACACCCCCACCACCAUCACUUAAUAAUUUCCUGUCAAGUCACCUUAUGUAGAGACACGACUAUGCCUAGCAUCACUUUAUGGACAUACAACCGAUCUAUUCGUGGAAGGGCUAUCUUUGCUGGAUCUAGGUGUGUCCCCAUACACUGGGAAUGUGUUCCAUGAAACUCCACUUAUUAUCUACCUGUUCCAUUUCCUUAUUGAUUAUGCAGAGUUUGUCUUUAUGGCAAUGGAUGUUAUAACUGCAGUUGCACUCUAUCUUGUUGCUGAGGAUUUCAAUAAAGUUGUGUUUAGGAAACAGCGGCUUGCAUUUGAAUUCAAGAAAUAUGCUUCAGAUAUCAUCACACUUGUCAGGACUCCUAAAGAAAUGUAUCAUAUUCCUCUUAAGGUAGCACUGUUUUACCUCCUGAAUCCAUUCACUGUGCUCACCUGUGUGGCAAAAUCAACCUGUGCGAUCAACAAUGCAAUCGUUGCCAUUUUUAUUUUAGCCACCGUGAAAGGAAAUGCCUUUAUUAGUGCGAUAUUCUUGUCCUUGGCUGCAUACCAAUCUUUGUAUCCCAUGGCAUUGUUUGCCCCUGCCUUGCUGUACCUAGCACAGAAAAACCAUGUAACAGUGAGUCUCCAUAGUACGACUUUCCUGGCACUUUUGCUCAAAUAUGCAGUCAUGUUUAUUGGCUGUUUGCUGAUCAGCUUAUGCUUGUCGUUUUUCUUACUGAGUUCGUGGAGUUUCAUUCCCUCUACGUAUGGCUUCAUCCUUUCUGUUCCAGACCUUACACCAAACAUUGGCUUAUUUUGGUACUUCUUUGCCGAGAUGUUUGAGCACUUCCGGCUAUUUUUCGUGUGUGUGUUUCAAAUCAAUGUAUUCUUCUAUACUCUUCCAUUAUCCGUGAAAUUAAGAGAUCAUCCCAUGUUCUUCAUGUUCAUUCAGAUUGCAAUCAUUGCAAUUUUUAAGAGUUACCCGACUGUAGGUGAUGUAGCACUGUAUAUGGCAUUCCUACCCAUGUGGAAUCACCUUUACCGAUUCCUUCGGAACAUCUUUGUGGUAUCGUGCAUGCUGAUCUCCUCAUCUGUGUUGUUCCCAGUUUUGUGGCAUCUUUGGAUCUAUUCUGGAAGUGCAAAUUCCAACUUCUACUAUGCCAUUACCUUGGCAUUUAAUGUUGGGCAGAUUCUGUUGGUUUCUGAUUAUUUCUACGCCUUCUUACGGAGAGAGUAUCAUCUUGUCAAGGGACUUCAUUUAAAAUCCAAGGAUGGGAAAGAAGCACACGUCAUUCUUUCUUAAAGGACCAUUAGCACCCACUUAUUAACACGGAAGUUCCUGAUGUUAUUUUGUACGAAAGAUACUGUUGCUAAGGGCAUCGUUAACUGAUGUACCUAUUGUGGGGCAGCAACGGAUUGCAGGAUUCAAUCACUUAAAAUGUAUUUGUUUUUAACAGAGCUGAAAACACAGGAAGAUUUUUAAGUUCAGAUUGCAGUCAACAUGAAAUGUUAUAGAAUAUGUUUUUUUUAAAGUUGUCCUUAAUUUUAUUUUCUAAUUCUGAACAACAAAGGGGCAUUUCACUGGAACAAUACCGGCCUGAGAGUUCAGGUACUUCUGGCUCAGUAUUUGUAUUUGUACACGUUUCCUUUUGCAAUACGUUACCUGAUGGUGGGUCUCUAAAUACAAGGGCUCCCACAGAAUGUGAACACAUUUCCUUUUUCUCAGGUGUUUUCUAGUUUGAGUCACAAGGCAGGAACUUCCAACACUGCUAUCAAGGGGCUCAGGAAAACCAGUCUUAAUGGCUGAGUUACAUAAAUGCCAGGUGAAGGGUUGUCUUUUCUGUUGGGUUAAUGUAACAUCUGGUCAGCUGUUCAUCAUAAUGGGAAGUGGAGUUGGUCUUGCUGCAAAAAUGUGUGUCUGUGUGUGUGUGUGUGUAUGUGUGCCGCCUGUGUCUGUGAUAAAUGGGAUAAAGUAUUGUCAAUCAUUAACUGUACAAUACAUCAUCUUCCUUACAAUCUUGUGUUAUACCACACUCUGCUCUACAUCCCAAAAUGAUUGAAAGAUGCUAUUGAUAAAGUUGAUCAAAAGCUUUUCUCUGAAUUUUUUAGUUCACAUUAUUAUCCCAUGUAAUGGAAUGUUUUUCUUAAGAUAUAAGAGUCCAUCAGAAUAAGACAAUUCCAUUAGAACAGAGAGUGUGGAGAGCAAGUUUCCUAUUAUGAGGGAGUCUAGGACCGGAGGCCACAGCCUCACAACAUCCUCUUAGAACAGACGAGAAGGAUUUCUUUUAUAUAAAAGUUCAAAGUAAAUUUAUUAUCAAAGUACUUGUUUGUCACCAUGUGCAACCCUGAGAUUCAUUUGCCUAUGGGCAUACUCAGCAAAUCUAGAUUAGUAUCUAUAAAAGGAUCAACGAAAGAUCAACCAGAAUGCAGAAGACAACAAACUGUGCAAAUGCAAAUAUAAUUAAAUAGCAAUAAAUGAUAAGAACAUGAGAUAAAGAGUCCUUAAAGUGAGAUCAUAGGUUGUGGGAACAUCUCAAUGGAUGGGCAAGUGAGUGGUGUUAUCCCCUUAGUUCAAGAGCUUGAAGGUUAAGGGGUAGUAAAUGUUCUUGAACCUGGUGGUGCAAGCCAUCUACCUGUAGCAGCAGCAAGAAAAUAGGAUGGCCUGGAUUAAGGGAUCAUUGGAAGGUAUGGGGGUUCGUGAAAGCUCGCCAUGUUCUGACAGUCAAAGUGAGCAUGGAAGGCAUUGAACUCAUCUGGAAGCGAAGCCUUGAUGUCUCCCAGGUUGCUUGAUUUAACUUUGUAGGCAAUGAUAGCAUUCAAGCCCUGCCACAGCUGUCAAGCAUCCCUUGAUCUGUUUGGUCCCAGAAUCUCCAUUUCACCCAUGAGAUGGCUUUCCGGAGAUCAUACCCUCAGCAAAUUCCAGAUCUUAUGGUUCAUCCAGGGCUUCUGAUUGAGGAAGACUCAAUCAUUUAGUGGGGACACACAUCUACAGCUGUUUUAAUAAAGUCCAUUACAACCAUGGUGUAUUCAUUCAGAUCUCUAGAUGAGUAAUUGAAUACAGCCCAGUCCACUGACUCAAAGCAAUCCUGUAGCCUUUCCUCUCUCCCCACAAUCACCUUACAGUUUUCCUGAUCUCUGGAGCCUUUCUUUUUAGGCUUUGCCUGUAUGCAGGUAAGAGGAGGACAGCCAAAUGAUCUGAUUUACCAAAAUGCGGUCUGGGCAAGGACCAGCAGGCAUUCCUCAUCUUAGUGUAGCAAUGGUCUAGUAUGUUGGGACCUCUGGUGCUAUAGGUUAUAUGCUGGUGAUAAUUGGGCACCAUUUUCUUCAAACAAGCCUGGUCUCCAACUAUAAUUUGAAAUGUGUCAGGAGUUUAGGCAGAGGAUGGUGAAUCUAUGGAAUUCAUUGUCACAGAUGGCAAUGGCAGCCAUGUCAUUGGGUGUAUUUAAAAUGGAGAUUGAUAGGUUUGUGAUUAGUA